AUGGCCAAAAGAUUGACCAAAAGUGAGGACAACAUCAUGAUGUUCUACAGGAUCUUCAAAACUUUUUCUGCGGGAAAAGCAGCCGAACUGACUGAGAAGGAAUUUGAAAAGUUGUUGGGACGUGAAUUUCCAAAUUUUCUCCAGGAAAUACAGGAAAGUCCUUUAAGUAGUCUCUUGAAUGAACGAAAGAAUCGCAGCUUUGAAGAGGCUUUGUACAUGAUAGGAAGAAUGGGAAUGGUGUACUAUAAGAAGAUGAACAACAAUGCUUUUGAACACUAG
Molecule: messenger RNA, 279 nt
Organism: Mus pahari (shrew mouse)
Lineage: Eukaryota; Metazoa; Chordata; Mammalia; Rodentia; Muridae
Product: protein S100-A9-like
Exons: 2
Coding region: 1-279 (92 amino acids)
Source: RefSeq, a predicted model, not a curated record